UACGUGCGGCGCCCGAGAGCCGCACGGUUGUAUAAAUGUGCCCCGUGCGUCUUAGUCGUGAUUUGUCCUUCAUGUGAGUGUGGUUGGAGAAGUCGUGUGUCUCUCGGUUACUCUUGUACAGAUACACUUCGCUCUCUUUCUUAUCACCUGAUUAUUCGGUUUUUUUCCUUGGUGCGAUAACGAUAAUGCCAUACCGCGCGAGAUUGCGAUUGCUUGGCAGGGCGUUCGGGCUGGCGGUCAGGAACUCGUGCGGGAAACGUGAAACCAAUCCGAGUCUCACCGUCGUCGCCGCCAACUUCGUAGGCAGCAGGAAUUUCUCUGUGAGUCGCACGCUCGAUAUGAGAUUCGUUCAAUUCACAAACAAGACCGGAGGUCCGCAACACCUCGGAGUCCAAUUGAAGCAGGGUGGUGACAUCAUUGCCGUGUCGGCUGUCGAUUCACGGAUCCCGAACACGCUGAAAAAAUUCCUCGAAGGCGGAGAUGACCUUCUCAAGAAGGCGAAAAGGGAAGACGAUAUCGACCUAAGGAGGGAAGUAGAGAGAAUAGUCGCCGAGGGACGUAGCAUUAUACCCGAGGCCGAUGUGAACUUCUUAGCGCCGGUCACGCGCAUGGACAAGCUCGCUUGCAUUGGCCUCAACUACAGCGGCCACUGCGAGGAGCAAGGUGUACCGAUUCCAACAAGUCCGGUAGUCUUUAGCAAAUUUCCCAGCAACAUCAUCGGGCCUCGUGACAACAUUCUACUGCCGCAGAUCUCGGACAAAGUCGACUGGGAAGCCGAGUUGGCAAUAGUAAUCGGUAAGAAAUGCAAAAGCGUAAGCAAUGACAACGUUGAGGACUGUAUCUUCGGUUACACGGUGGCGCAAGACAUAACAGCGCGCGAUUGGCAGAAGUCGAAGAGGAACGGUGGCCAGUUCUUGCUCGGCAAAGGGAUGGACACGUUCUGUCCUCUGGGCCCAGCUGUUGUCACCAAAGAGUCGAUAUGCGACAUCAACAAUCUGUCCGUCAAAACAUGGGUGAACGGUAAUUUGAAGCAGGACGGCAACACCAGCGAACUUAUCUUCAAACCUCACGAGAUAGUCGCAUAUCUUUCACAAUUUUUCACAUUAUUGCCAGGUGACGUAAUUCUUACCGGUACACCCGCCGGUGUAGGAUUCACACGUAAACCACCAGAAUUUCUACAGCGUGGAGACGUGCUCGAAACCGAGAUCGAAAGCUUAGGACGUCUGAGAAAUAAAGUAAUCUGAUCUAAGAAACACACUUUUGAGAGAGUUGUUGAAGUUUCACGAUCUUCACAAGACUGGACCUGCGUUUCUUCAGGCCUCGAUAUCCGCGAUGACAUUAUUACCCCAAAAAAUGAUUGAAAAGAUACAUACGCGAGCAAUGUCGAGGAUUUUAGCGUGAUUGCGAAUGUUUAAGCCGGAAAAAUAGCCUGUCUUCACUCAGGGCACAAGAUGCGCCUAGCCACAUUAAUAACACAGCUAUGCUACUUUUCUACGUAUUUUACGUACUUGUAUAAUUAAAGCAAGACUGUUUAUA
Messenger RNA from Pseudomyrmex gracilis, 1536 nucleotides. RefSeq names its product fumarylacetoacetate hydrolase domain-containing protein 2A. The coding region runs from base 186 to 1244 and encodes 352 amino acids. The transcript is spliced from 7 exons. The record is from RefSeq and is a predicted model, not a curated record. Lineage: Eukaryota; Metazoa; Arthropoda; Insecta; Hymenoptera; Formicidae. Gene Ontology annotation, molecular function: hydro-lyase activity.